AUGUCCAACUUCAACCACACCACCACCUCUUUCUUCUUGAUAGGCCUUCCCGGCCUUGAGGCUGUGCACGUGUGGCUCUCCAUACCUCUGUGUGCCAUGUACAUAGCCUCUCUGGCUGGGAACAGCCUGAUUUUGUGGGUGGUGAAGUCAGAGCCCUCCCUGCACCAGCCCAUGUACUACUUUCUGUCCAUGCUGGCAGUGACUGACCUGGGCCUGUCUGCCUCCACCCUGCCCACCAUGUUCACCAUCUACCUGCUGGGGCUCAGGGAGGUGGCACACGACAUGUGUCUGCUCCAACUCUUCUUCAUCCACACCUUCUCCAUCAUGGAGUCCUCUGUACUGCUCACUAUGGCUUUUGACCGUUUUGUGGCCAUCAGCAGCCCCCUGCGCUAUAGCACCAUUCUCACAAAUUCUCGGAUUGCCAGCUUGGGCCUGGCUAUUAUUGUGCGCAGUGUUGGUCUCCACAUUCCAGCCCCAAUCAUGUUGAAGAAACUACCCUACUGCCAGAAACGCCUGCUGUCCCACUCGUACUGCCUGCACCCAGAUGUCAUGAAGCUGGCCUGUGCGGACACUCACAUCAACAGUGCCUAUGGCCUCUUCGUAGUUCUCUCUACAUUGGGUAUAGACUCCGUGCUCAUUGUUCUGUCCUAUGGGCUAAUCCUCCGAACAGUGCUGUCCAUUGCCUCCAAGGCGGAGCGUCUCAAAGCUCUCAACACCUGUGUCUCCCAUAUCUGUUCUGUGCUACUCUUUUAUACUCCUAUGAUUGGCUUGUCCAUGAUCCACCGAUUUGGGAAGUGGGCUUCCCCUUGCAGCCGUGUCUUGCUGUCCUACCUGCAUUUUCUUACACCCCCGGUGCUCAACCCCGUGGUUUACACCAUCAAGACCAAGCAGAUCCGUGUGAGGAUACUGCGUGUCUUCCGGUCAGGAAGAGCUGGCAUUGAAGAAACCCAAGGUCAUUAA
Perognathus longimembris pacificus (Pacific pocket mouse) is the source of this 960-nucleotide messenger RNA. RefSeq names its product olfactory receptor 51G2-like. Gene Ontology annotation, molecular function: olfactory receptor activity; G protein-coupled receptor activity. Gene Ontology annotation, biological process: G protein-coupled receptor signaling pathway. Gene Ontology annotation, cellular component: membrane. The transcript has a single exon. The record is from RefSeq and is a predicted model, not a curated record. Bases 1 to 960 code for a protein of 319 amino acids. Lineage: Eukaryota; Metazoa; Chordata; Mammalia; Rodentia; Heteromyidae.